CGGAGGAUUAAAGUUGGUAUAAUGGUUGGGAUACUCUCCACGGAGGAUUAAAGUUGGUAUAAUCGGUGGGAAAUACUUCACAGAGAAUUAAGUUUUCAUUGGUAUUGACAGAAAAAUAUAUUAUAUAUAUAUAAAUUUAAGAAAACAUGGCCGUCGCACGAGACUCACUUUUAGCAUUGUCAGAAAUACUUAAAGCAUGCGACGCAAAUUUUCGUGCAAUGAAUACAAAACUUCAUGAAUUACAAGACGAUAUGCGUUUAAUAAAGAUAAAGCAAGAACCCGUGACACCUAUACCACCCACGAUAAUACAGGAAGAGACAAUACCGACACAAUGUAACUUCCAAUCAAUUAAAUUAAAAGACGCGAUUGAAUCAGUACCCGUAUUUGACGGACAUCGACCGUCAAUAUUUCAAUUUUUAAGAGCAUGCGAGCGUGCACGAAAUAUGAUUCCUAAAUAUCAAGAGCCUCAGUUAGUAAAAUUAUUAAUGAAUAAGCUUCGCGGACACGUGUUUCUCGCCGUAGAAGACACUAAGGUAGUAAAUUUAAACGAUUUUGGGAAUAAAUUAAAAGAUAUGUUCGGCCCAGAAAAAACGGUUAACGAAUAUAAAGGCGAAUUAGCAACGAUAUACCAACGACCAGAAGAAAACAGAUUAUAUAGAUCGCGUCAGAAACCUUAGGUUGACAAUAAUGGACGGUGAAAGAUACGAGUACGGCACCAUAUUUCAAGAUAGAAUAGAUCGGGACACGAGGGAGGCUUUCGUUAAGGGGCUCCCAAACGAGGUGUAUUUACGAGUAAGAAUAGCAGGAUACGAAUCCUUGGACGAUGCGUAUCGCCAAGCAGUGAAAGCAACACGAGAAUUAAAACGAGCAAACGAUAGAAUGCGAUACCAACGUUCGACACCUCCGAAUAAUUAUAACCGAAACAACGCUCGUCCCCUAUACAAUAGGAAUAACAUCGGAAACAACCGCCAGCAUAGGAGAUUUGUACCGCCGUCGCGGAAUCGUCUAAACGAUCCGGAUAUAGAGGAAGAUGUCUGGAAAAGAGCAAGAGCAAUAACCUGGGAUGAAAAAUGCGUAAGUAAAUACCCUGAUAGAAAUUUAAGUCAAAAGAGGGAUGCUGAUCGUUUGAAACAAUCAACUUUUCAAUACAAACACUAUCCCGUUGCUGUGAUAAAAGAUAAUGUCACUUUAAAUAAUAAGAGGACACACGGCACCACAGACAGGAUCACGAGUGAAAAAUCUUCCGAGUUCCCAAUUAAGAUAAACAAUACUAAUACCAAAGAACUUUCAGAAGAGGCAGAAAUUAGGAAAUUGAACGACGAGACGAUAGGCAACGCUUAUCCACCGCCUAAUAUCACGGAGAUAUUAGAGUCAUUAAAUUGUGAUAAAGAUCAGACUACGGAGAAUAAAAGUAUAGCUAUUCCUAUACC
Messenger RNA from Bombus pyrosoma, 1430 nucleotides. RefSeq lists its product as uncharacterized. The record is from RefSeq and is a predicted model, not a curated record. Bases 147 to 677 code for a protein of 176 amino acids. The transcript is spliced from 2 exons. NCBI's taxonomy places the organism in Eukaryota, Metazoa, Arthropoda, Insecta, Hymenoptera, Apidae.